AUGAGGUUGAAAAUAUGGGAUGGUUAUUUAAAUAGUAGGAAAAUUAACUAAAUAUAGAACAAAGAAGAAGUAAUAGUGGUCAUUAUGUUUGAUGAUAGUAAACACAUUUUGGAAUUAGAAUUCCGGUGGGAAGAGAAAAUUAGUUUUAGAUCGAAAAGUACUUUAUGAAAACAUGUAAUUAUAACUAUAUUUUUAGAAUAAUCACUUCCUCCUUUUAGUAUCCUUUUAACUCUUGAAGGAUUUAGAUUAAAUGUGAUUUAAUACAGGGAUACAUAUGAAUUGAAAAUUAUUAAUAAGGAUUUCUCUCAUAUAUUUAACAAAAAUAACUUAAUUUGUUAAUUUCAAGUGAUAAAACAAGAGUGGCUUUCAAGAAUGACCAAAAUGAACCAAAAAUAAUUGUUUUAUGCAACCUUCAGACAAUAAUCCUGUUUUAAACAAUAACUUUCAAAAAAAUCCAGAGUCGAAUAUUGA
This is a messenger RNA of Paramecium primaurelia, 471 nucleotides long. NCBI's taxonomy places the organism in Eukaryota, Ciliophora, Oligohymenophorea, Peniculida, Parameciidae. The record is from the annotation of a GenBank genome assembly.